Messenger RNA from Sodiomyces alkalinus F11, 2145 nucleotides. Its product is annotated as glucose-repressible alcohol dehydrogenase transcriptional effector. Bases 1 to 2145 code for a protein of 714 amino acids. The record is from RefSeq and is a predicted model, not a curated record. Gene Ontology annotation, cellular component: cytoplasm; CCR4-NOT complex; nucleus. NCBI's taxonomy places the organism in Eukaryota, Fungi, Ascomycota, Sordariomycetes, Glomerellales, Plectosphaerellaceae. The transcript is spliced from 2 exons. Gene Ontology annotation, molecular function: protein binding; poly(A)-specific ribonuclease activity. Gene Ontology annotation, biological process: nuclear-transcribed mRNA poly(A) tail shortening.
AUGUUCUCUCAAAACCACCAACAGGGCCACUCUUCCCGCUUAAAUGGUGGUGGCCUGGGCGGCCAGCGCAUCCCUCUGCCCUUCAACUACCAGCAGGGGCAGCAUCACCAACAGUCCCACCUUCAGCACCACCAGUCCGUCCAGCAAGACCACACCGGACAUAAUGGCAACGGCGGUGCCGUAGGCCAUCAUUCGAACUACUCGUCGGGCGUGCUGUCGAAUGCGACCCCGUUCACCCCUUCCGGUCUCCAGAACGGCCACGUGGGGACGUCCACUACGACAAGGGGUGGCCAGGCCCAACCCAUCAACGAACACUGGGCGGAACAGCUGCGACUGCAUAAGGAGGCGGAACGGGCACAUGCGGCCAUGACCGAACAGGCCCAGCCUCACUACUAUGCUCGGCUGAAAGCUUCCGAAAACAAGGGCAUCAGUUACCCCUCCCCCGCAGGCAAAGCCUCGUCCGGCGAUUCGGACACGGAUGAUAGGAGACGCCCGUACAGCGUCGACAGGGCGAGAAACCAUCAGGCGUGGCACAACCUGGACAUGAGCGGCCAGGGACUGCGCAAUUUGACCCCCGCCCUGUUUGCCUACUCCUUCCUGAGCGAGUUGUACAUCGCAUCCAACAAGCUGACGCACCUUCCGGCGUCUAUCGGCCAGCUUCGCCAGCUGCGUCACCUCGAGGCCUCCUACAACCAGAUCACCGAGCUGCCGCCCGAGCUCGGCAUGUGCACGUACCUGAAAGAACUCCUCCUCUUCAACAAUAACAUCCGGACACUCCCCUAUGAGCUGGGCUCGCUGCAUCUUCUUGAGCAGCUCGGCAUCGAAGGGAACCCUCUCAGCCCAGAUCUCAAACAGGAAAUCGUGGAGAGGGGAACCAAGAGCCUUAUCAAUCUUCUGAAGGAACAGUCACCUGUCCCUCCUCCUCCGGCCCCCCGAAAGUUCAUCACUGUUCAAGAGGACGUCUCUGCGAGCUUGGAGCGGAUCAAGGUCUUUUCCUGGAACGUUCUCUGCGACAAGUAUGCCACCCCUCAGACAUACGGUUAUACUCCCACAGGUGCCUUGAGUUGGGAAUAUCGCAAGGAGUGCGUCAUGGAGGAGCUCCGGGACAAGGACGCCGACUUCCUCUGCCUGCAAGAGAUUUCGACCGAGUCAUUCAAGGAAGAGCUCAGCCCAGCCUUGGCUCAAAUGGACUAUAAGGGUGUGCACUGGCCCAAGACACGAGCGAAGACCAUGGGCGAAAAGGACGCUCUUGGUGUUGACGGUUGCGCCACAUUCUUCAAGGCGAGCAAGUACAUCCUACUGGACAAGCAGGUCAUCGAAUUCGCCGCCAUCGCGAUCAACAGGCCGGACAUGAAGAACCAGCACGACGUGUUUAACCGGGUCAUGCCCAAGGACAACAUCGCAGUCGUCUGCUUCCUAGAAAGCCGCGCCACGGGCGCACGCGUCAUUCUGGUCAACGGGCACCUUGCUUGGGAAUCCGUUCUCGCGGACGUCAAGGUGAUCCAGACGGGCAUUCUUAUGGAGCAGAUUGCCAAGUAUGCGGAGCGAUGGGUGCGCUGGCCUGCGGUCAAGGACAAGAGACUGUUUUCGUUCUCGACACCGAUGAAAGAGGGCGACGAGGCGACUCGUCCGGCGACGCCACAAGAGCCUGCGCCGAGCCAAGAAUACAGGAAUAACACCGACAUUCCGCUCCUAAUAUGCGGCGAUCUCAACUCGACUGUCGACAGUUCGGUCUACGAGCUUCUGUCUCAGGGCCGGGUACCUCCGGAUCAUCUGGAACUGGCCAAGUUCCAGUAUGGCAGCUUCACGAGGGACGGCAUCGAGCACCCGUUCAGUCUACGCGACGCCUACGCCCACCUCCAGGGAACACCGGACGAGCUCCCUUUCACCAAUUACACGCCCGGUUUCGUCGAUGUCAUCGACUACCUGUGGUACUCGACCAAUACGCUCGAGGUGGUGGACUUGCUGGGACCUCCCGACGCGGAGUGCCUCAAGCGGGUUCCGGCAUUUCCCAAUUACCACUUCCCGUCGGACCACAUACAGAUCAUGGCGGAGUUUGUCAUCAAGGCGCGUAAGGAGAAGAAGGUGCUACCGGAGCCGGAUUUCGGGACAGGAAGCGGCGGAGGCGACAAAUCGGGCCGGUGA